Cryptotermes secundus is the source of this 730-nucleotide messenger RNA. RefSeq lists its product as uncharacterized. The record is from RefSeq and is a predicted model, not a curated record. The transcript has 3 exons. Bases 94 to 573 code for a protein of 159 amino acids. NCBI's taxonomy places the organism in Eukaryota, Metazoa, Arthropoda, Insecta, Blattodea, Kalotermitidae.
CUCUUUCAGAGACGAAGCAUUCAGCAGGUGGCAGCACGGUACUGAGCACUGACAGCUGUUGUAGAGAAGUGAGGUUACGGUUGAAUUUAUAAAAUGGGAAACACAUUGAAGGUGGCAAUGAUGAUUAUGUUGGCAACAUGUGACCAGUUAAUUAUGACCCAGUCGGAUUCAACCGAUGGGAUUGGAGAAGAUACCGCUGUUGUAUACGGGCAUCUGGAGUACUCUGACGUGGCAGUUCUAGCUGCAACAGCCACAUGCUCAGCCACAGGAGUGUUUCGUGUCCCCGGAAACUGCUCUUUGUUUCAAGUCUGCACCCCUAUCGGUUCUGGAAAUUUUCUGUCCAGCCUCGGAGACUGUGAAAACUUGAAUUUCGAUCCCGGUACUUUAGAGUGUUCCAGCACUUAUGUCUGCUCAAAUUGUACAGAGCCGGGCUUCUACUGCAAUACCAACACAACAUUUACCUUGUGCGCUGCAGCUGGCGUUUCCAUCGUAGACGAAACUGUGUGCCCGUCGGGUUAUUACUGCAAUCAGAAGUGCAUUUCCCCUUGUCUGAAUUACAUACCAGACUGCUAACAUGUCUUCAUCAUUGAGCUUGGUCUAAACACUUGCCUACACUUUAGAACAUCUUACGGUAAGCAGGACCUGAGGUUUUCAAAGAGGUGGUUAUGAAGAGUUAUGUUUUCUCGGAUAUAGCGCCAUGUAGGCCGCGCCAUAGCUCAAGCGGUUAGUC